AUGAAUUUGGAGGACUUGAAAAGUGCUGCUCGGAGACAUAUCCAAGCCAUCACCGCUAUCCACCCUACGCCGGCUUUGCCCAGAGCCUUCCUUUCCAGAGAGGCCCGAAGCACAAGCUUAGCGUCUCUCGUUGAGAACCUUGAGGUCUCAGCUUCAGCAAGAUCUACAUCUCAAUUGUUUGAAAACAUCAUUGUGUUGAACGUGUAUCUCGCUGAGGAAGGUAACCAGCUUGAACGUGACUAUAGACACAACCGCCCGGACAAAGAUGCAGCAAUCUUUCUUCGCAAAUGGGUAGCUGGAGCUGUCCUACCCACCGAAGCUUUUGCAGAGGCUUCGCCAUAUUCAAUAAAAGAAAAGGCAACGCUCACUCCUGAUGAAGUCGCCAAAUAUCAUGCCAUGAGCCUAUCAGGCAUACUACUAUUGUCUCGCUUAGAGAAUAUUGAGCCCCUGUCAGAAGACGAGUCUGUUGUGACCAUUCUCACAUGCCUGGCAUCAUUCACUGAUCUGAACGAUCCUUGGACCUAUUCGGAAGCCAAGGACCAUGCACGUGUCAAACCGCUCUUUGCAAAAACCAAGAAUCCGGCAAUUACACAGCAGGGUCGGAAAGCCAUUGAUCCUCUUCCAAGCGCGGCUACAGCUCAUAGUGAUCUCGAUGGUGAAACUAAACCCUGGAAGUACCGCGAUGCUUAUAUUGUCACUGUUUUCCAAUGGGGUUUGAACCAUUUUGAUGAAUCGUCAGUGCCGGCGAACUGGCCACUGAUCAUCCCCCCACUUCUUGCACUAAUCGAUGACUCUUCAACUAAGUACAAAGUCAAAGGCUGCAGCUUCCUCGCCAUUUUCCUUCAGAAGUGUCCUUCGCGGCUACUAGAGCGUACCGGCCUCGGAGAAAUAUUCGAAAACGCCGUAAUGCCGUACCUAAUGUCCUUGCCGUCACUAACAGAGGAAGCUGAAUCUCUGCAGCUGCUGAAAGCAGCCUAUCCCGCACUGAUCUCCUUGGCUUUUGUCCGGUUCCCUGGUGAAAAGCAUCGACCUGCAAGAAUCAAAGCACUGGACAAAAUUCUUCGAAAUGGGAUAUUGAAAGGGUAUGCGUAUGCUGGAGAGCAUGUUAAAAUAGCAGAGUUCUUGAUCAACGAAAUGGCAGUCCUUGUGAACGAGCUGGGUGUUGAAUCUAUCAAACAUCUAAAGCAUGUUCUUCCCUUGCUGACUGGCAUCUUGGCUGCACCAUUUGCUACAGCCUACCCGCCUCUGCUUCAAGCUUCUGUGAAAGCAGUACAAACGAUCAUUGUCGCUGAUUGGCCUCGCAUUGCUCAUCAUAGGGGCGAGAUCUUGAAAGGCUUGACAGUCUGCUGGUGCCGUAUUGGAUUUGAGGAGGCGCAAUGUCAGGAGCUCAAGCAAGUGCAAGAGAGCAUCGAACGAGCGGUGCAGCUUUUGACAUGCGUACUGAUGGGGAAAGUCCUUUUAGUAGAGGAAUACCAAACUCUGAUUGACAGCGACAGCAGACUUCGAGAUCUAUUGGUGGUCUAA
Molecule: messenger RNA, 1524 nt
Organism: Letharia lupina
Lineage: Eukaryota; Fungi; Ascomycota; Lecanoromycetes; Lecanorales; Parmeliaceae
Exons: 6
Coding region: 1-1524 (507 amino acids)
Cellular component (GO): centrosome; nucleoplasm; cytosol
Source: RefSeq, a predicted model, not a curated record